This is a messenger RNA of Exserohilum turcica Et28A, 642 nucleotides long. RefSeq lists its product as uncharacterized. The transcript is spliced from 2 exons. Gene Ontology annotation, biological process: endoplasmic reticulum to Golgi vesicle-mediated transport. The record is from RefSeq and is a predicted model, not a curated record. Gene Ontology annotation, cellular component: TRAPPIII protein complex; TRAPPI protein complex; TRAPPII protein complex. Lineage: Eukaryota; Fungi; Ascomycota; Dothideomycetes; Pleosporales; Pleosporaceae. The annotation marks the transcript as partial.
AUGAACGGCAACCCCGGCCAAGCGUCUGGCCUCCGCUACCCCUCCAACAAGAAGAGCAUAUACGACCGCAAUCUCAACCGCAGCAAGAAUGCCGAGCUCAGUCGCGCCGCCUUUGCCUAUCUCUUCAUCGAAAUGAUUGCGUAUGCGCAGAAGGGUGCAAAGGACGUGGGCGACCUGGAACAAAGACUCAACAGCCAAGGCUACCCGAUUGGCCUCCGUCUCCUCGACCUGCUCCUCUCGCGCACCGCAAACCCGCUCGCCUCGAUACGCCCGACGCGCAUCCUGCCGCUCCUCCAAUUCAUCGCCCAGCAGCUAUACCGCUACCUGUUUGGGCGGCCGGCCGACGCGCUGGAAAAAUCUGGCACCGACCCAGGCCAGUACAUGCUGUUUGACAACGAGCCCAUGGUCAACCAGUACAUCUCGCUGCCCAAGGAGCUGUCGAGCCUCAAUUGCGCCGCCUUUGUCGCCGGCAUCAUCGAGGGUGUGUGCGACGGCGCGGGUUUUCCGACUGAGGGCGUCACGGCGCAUAGUGUGGGCGAGGAGGAGGGCAAGGAUGGAAAGGGCAUGUGGCCUGGCAAGACGGUCUUCCUGAUCAAGUUUAAGCCAGAGGUCUUGGAGAGAGAAGAGAUACUGGGGAGAGGU